This is a messenger RNA of Cercopithifilaria johnstoni, 768 nucleotides long. NCBI's taxonomy places the organism in Eukaryota, Metazoa, Nematoda, Chromadorea, Rhabditida, Onchocercidae. The record is from the annotation of a GenBank genome assembly.
AUGUUUUAUAAGUCUGUACUUGACAAUUACGAUCAGUACCGCUGUCUCUCUGUCUGUCAGCCAAGUUAUGCACCACUUGCAAUCAGCAUGGUGUCACCAUCAUCAUCCUCGUCAUCAUCAUCAAUUUCAACAACAACAGCAGCAAUAGUAGGAGGAAGGAGCAAUAGCUGCUGCAUCACCACUACCGCCACCCACAGAAGUAUUGCUAUCAUGCGAUUGUUACUGAUCGCUUGUGUUGGACUUAUUAUCCUAUCACCAUCCACUGUAUCCGCUCAGGAAACAUCUGCGGAGACGAGCGCAACUACGAAUACGGAAUCAGUAUGCAAUGCUAACGAAAUUUUCGAUGGAAAAACAUGUAAAUGUGCUCCUGGGUACUUUAUGAAAUCAAAUAGAGAAUCAAAAUCGCGAUGCGAAGAUGAAUGUGAAAAAGUUUACUUUACGUUCUUUACAUACGGUGCAUGCAUUGGUGAUAUUUACGGAAGAAUACCGAAGAAUGCACAAGCGCCGUGUAAUUUGCGAUGUGGUUUAAGAAUUCGUACUUUAGCAUCCAUUGGUAUCUUUGCGACAUUUGCUGCAGCACUUGCAACUCUCAUCUUCACAUUGCCACUUUGUAUCACAACAUGUGCAUCAUGUUUGAAUGCACGAAGAGCUAAUAAAACAGCAAAACGAGUUUUUAUUGACAGUCAAAAUCAGCCAUACAAAGAGCAACAACUUCAAACACUUUCAUAUAAUCCAUAUGCUUAUUGGCCCUAUUAUGGACGAGCUUGA